Caenorhabditis sp. 36 PRJEB53466 is the source of this 2395-nucleotide messenger RNA. The record is from the annotation of a GenBank genome assembly. NCBI's taxonomy places the organism in Eukaryota, Metazoa, Nematoda, Chromadorea, Rhabditida, Rhabditidae.
AUGAACGAGAUGUCAGAUGGUGAGAAUAACUUGCAAUAUCAAAAACAUCAAUUUUUCGAGUGUCUAGAGCUAACUCAAAAAGACGUCGCACGACUUAUCACGGAGCUCGUCUCGAAGGCGAAUCAGGAUAUCACAAUGUCAGAUGAACAACUUGAGAAGCUCAGAAAACUUGUAAGUGGGACAAACACUAUAUUUUUUAAAAUGUCUCAAAAAUUCAGCUUAUCGAUAAAAUCGACUCUUGUUUGACGAUGAGAGAACACGUCCGGAGAGAUCGAGAAGAAAUGGAGCGAAAGGUACAGAAAGCGCACAAUGAGACCGCGCGAAUCCGAGCCGAACUGGCCGCUUCGCGAAUGAAACGAGAGCCGCUGGACGAUGAUUUGGUAGGAAAAUCAGCUAAAUUUGAUUAUUUUACUUUUUUAAAGUUUCAGACGGGAAGCAUAAGUUCGAUGACUCUCCGCGGAGAGCUCAACGACGAUUUCUCCGAGACGACAAGUGACGACAGCGACGCGUCCGGCGAGAACAAGGAGCCGUACAAGUCGAGCUCCAACGAGCCCAGAGUCGAUUUUCUCUCGUUCAUCAACACGAAUGAUGCUUGUUAAUGAUGUUUAUUGCAUCGAGAUUAACACGUUUUUUCAGAUCUGAUGCUGAAAGAAGAGCCAUUUCCGCUCGGCGACACACUGAACAGUGAACGACUUGGCUAUCCAUUGGGAGUUGCCUAUGAUGAGACUCUCAAAGAAUGGCUUAUCUGCGAUCGGAGUAGCAACAAAAUCAUUCGCAUCAACUUUGAAACUGACAACGUGACAGUUACGGAAACUUCAAAGCUAAAAAAUCCGUCUGCGAUAAUGAUUUUCAAAGAGGGACGUACUGCAGCGGUUUUGUGCUCGGAAGACCAGAAAAAAGGAUUCACAAUCUAUCUGUACAACUUGAUAGACAAGGCGUUUUUGCGCUCGUACGCCUCUUAUAAAGAGGACAUGUAUGAGAUUAACCAUCAGAUGCGCGGACUCGCCAAAUCCGUCGGCUGGAACAUUCUUUCCAUCGAUUUGCCCUACAACGGACCGAAAAGACUGCGAGUCUUCAAAAAAGACUACAGGGGAAAGGCUUUCAACCUGCCCGGCGCCGUGCAGCCGAGCUUUUUGGCCACCUACCGCGGAACGGUCGCUAUUUCCGAUCUGGGCAACAAUAAAGUUUUCAUUUAUAAUCUGGACGAUCGCCAGUGGGACGACAUCCAUUUCAACCUUCAACGCGUCAUUGAAACUGUUUGUUUUUUAUAGUCUUCUGAAAAAGCCUUUUUGUUUAAAGGAACUGGAUCUUCCGAUCGAACGUUUGGCCAACGAAUCCGGAUUCAAGUUUGUGUCCGGAAUGCAGUUCGAUGUCAACGGAUUUUUGCUCAUUGGAGAUGCCAAAGGACACACUAUUAAGGUAGAAACUUAGAAUUAACUGUUUGACCAAGUGAAAACAUUAAAUUUUCACGUGACACUGUAACUGCAGCGUCUUGAAGAUCACGUGAAAUGCACGCGAUUUCAACAAGAAAUUCCCACAUUCUGAACCAAACCUAAAACGUUUCAGCUGUACGACACGGAAUACCAAUUUCUGCACCGCGUCUCGAGCGACUUCGAAAUGCCGUUCAUGUCGACGUUUUGCAUCAACAGUUCCGGCGAGGCGAUGAUUUUGGACGUACACGCGGAGCAGAAGCUCCACUGGGCGCGGCUCCAAUCGCUUUCCGACAUAUUGCCGUGGCGUGCGGUUACGAACGGAAGGAGCACCACUUUUCCAAGACGUGGCGGCGGUCCGUCGAGGAAUAUCCGACGAGGCGGAGCAAGCAUAGACAGAACUUUUAAUUAAAUAAUAUACAGAUUCAUCAUAUAUAUACGCUCAAUCUCCCGGAAUUCAUUCUGAGACGUCGAUCUCCAGUUCUGCUUUUACUCACACCCAUGAGUUUUUUAUUUGCUUCCUUUUGGUAACCUGUUUCAGUUAUGAAAUGAAAUCAUUUGUUCUUUCAGUAAGUUGUACAUGAUAAGGAGAGUGGGAGUUCUUUCACUCACAGCUACACCGCUGGCUCAGAUCGGCGCCAGCCUCUCUCACCUCAGAUUCCUGGACAUUUCGAGCACGUGCGUCACCGACAUCACGUGCAUCUCGAGCUUCCGCAACCUCAAAGUGCUCAUCAUGUACUAUAUGAACAUUCUGAAGGGCGGCAUCACCGAACCGCUGUCGAAUUUGACGAAAUUUCAGCUUGCGGAUUGUGGAUAUCAGUAUUUUCCAAUGGUUCUACGGCAUGACAAACAUGGAGGAGGAGAUGACCUACAAGGAGUUCCGCGAAUUCAUGAGAAUCGCGUUUGACUUCAACAGAAACAUCGGGAAUUUUAGCUGGAGAAGACCGGGGACUAGUUUUUCGUAA